Molecule: messenger RNA, 1821 nt
Organism: Zygosaccharomyces rouxii
Lineage: Eukaryota; Fungi; Ascomycota; Saccharomycetes; Saccharomycetales; Saccharomycetaceae
Exons: 1
Coding region: 1-1821 (606 amino acids)
Molecular function (GO): zinc ion binding
Source: RefSeq, a predicted model, not a curated record
AUGAGUAAUUCUAAGAGAUCUUUGAAAGAAAUCCUUGAUUUUGAAUAUGUGGAGGAUAGUGAGGAAGGUGAAGAUUCGAAUCUGAAUGAUGAUUUGAGUGGAGAUGAUGAUGAAGAGUCUCAACAUGACGUCAAUAUGUGCAACGAAUGUAAAGAUAUGCAAGCUGAAAUUAUCUGUAAUGACUGUGAGGAACACUUUUGUGUUGUAUGCUUUGAAAUGUUACAUAGAGGUGGUAAAAGACGUAAACAUGAGUAUGUUAAGACUACAGAGGAUAAGGGUGAGUCUCCUCAGCAGCAGCAUCCACAACAGCCACAACAACAACCAGCAGAGGAAAAUAAGGUCGAGUCGGCUCCCUCACCUGAAAAUGAUUCAAAUCAAGAGGAUUCCAUUGAUGUCAAAUUGUUAUCCCAUCUGAAAGAUAGUGCCACUUAUAUCCCCAUGAGGCUUACUUUCGAAGAGAGGCACCUUUUGAGAUUACUAGAAGCUGCAUUGCAAGUCUCAGAGUAUACGGAUCGUGUGGAUAUAUUAUCUUAUAAGUCAAAACCCAAGAGAAUCGUGGAACAAUUAAAGGAGAUUUGCUCAGUUCUAUCGGGAUUGGUUGUCGCAUCUAAUAUGAAAAUUGGCCAAAAGUUGCUCGAAAUGAAGAACUUCAGUGAUAAUGCAAAGUGGUUUCAAGCUGUCUUUGAAAUUGGUAGACGUUAUAAAAUAAUGAAUCCUGAAAGAAUGAGAGAUACUUACGGUAAAUUAUGUUAUAUGGUGAUGGAUUCCCGUCUACCACAAAUUGAAGAGCAUAUGGAAUUCCAUCUUUAUAAACCUAUUAAGACCGUUAAAUCGUUUUUAGUCUCCAAGCAAGAAGAUAACGGCAGGGUGUUACAAAUGUUUGAUGAUAAACUCAUUUUGUAUGCAACUUCUUCUGUCUCGCCAGUGGGAAAAUCAAGACCUCAGAUUAACAAAUUGAUAAAGCAAAAGGAAUAUGCUAUCGAAACUUUGGCAUCCAAAUACAGCAGUAAAUAUUACUCAAAGGAAGACAUUAGGCAAGCGCUUUAUUCCAUUGGUGAUUACAACGCUUACAUUAACAUGAAUAGGAAACCUAUCAUUAGAAUGUUGGCGAGAUUAGAUCUCUUCCGCCAACCAGAAAUUGCCAAGAAGUAUUCCAUUGGUAUUCAAUUCGGUAGACAAGGUGCACGUCUAACUCAUGACCACGAACGUCAAUGGCAUUACGUACAACAGUCUCUCAUGCUUUGGUCGAUUAUCCAAAGGGAGAUGAUGCGGUUGUGGUAUUUAGCAGAUAUCGAUCAAUUCGACGGUUCUCAAUACAGAUUAGCAUCCACAGGCCAUGGUCUAAAUCGUAUCAAGCCAUGUCCAUCGAUUUACAAGGAAAUGCACAAGAUUAUCAACGAGUGUCGAUCCAAGACUCAUACCUGGGUUGGUUCCUCUGUGGUUCAUUUGGGUGAUGAUGCUGUCCCUAAUGCACUAUUCUUUUUGGACAAAUACACACAAGUACCUACCAUUUUGAUUCCAUUCGACCAAACUCUACUGAAAAUUAAUGAUUUGGUCGGAAAUGAUGAGUAUUUGCUCGAAUAUGUCAAUAAAGAAUAUGGAUCCGUCGAUGGUUUGAAAUUAACCAUUUUACAAGAUGCUUUCGCUCAUAUGUUCGAUGGUUCAGGCGCUGAUAAUUUCUUUAUGAGUGGAUCUUGCAUUGACGGUAGACUAACUUCAGCUUGGAAUCAUUGUAAUGAGAUCUCUAAGAAAAAGUACUAUAACAUCUUUUUACUAACUGGUUUCACUGGUUUCAAUGGAUCUGAAGGCUUCUCUGCUUAA